GAGAAGGACAGGUCUCCACAUCUCCAGACGGUCCGACCGCGCACACAAUCCAACUUUACGCAGGAGGGAGGGCGGCCCGGCGGCGCUUGCUUGUACGCUAAAGGCUGAAAGUACUCUGACCAUGUCACGGUAAUUGGUGAAGCUCUGUCGUUACGAAAAGAUCAAGGGGACUAAGUGUCGCGUCCAACCCGGACUGUGCGCAGCUUUAAUAUUUAGAGGUCGUCCAACUCAACUUUUAGAAAAUAAACAAGAUCGUUCGCCAACAGCGUUCAGUUAUCUCGUACGCGCAGUCAUGUCACUGAAGUUCAGCCAAGAGCAGGAGACGCAUCGGCGAUGUCGUCCGGUGUUGUAAAGAAAGUUAAAGUUUAGCUCAAAUCUCAGAGUUCGACAGUCUGGAGACAGAGCUGCAGAAAAUUCAAAGAGAAAGUCAAGAAAAAACAUUUGGGGCACUCGGAGGUGUGUUUGUGCCACCUCCCACCCAGGUGUCCCGCCGAGCGGUGCGCAACCUCCAGCUCAGGCCGGCUCUGCUGACAUGCUGCCCAAAGUCGACACUGAAUCCUUGGGACUCUCUCGAUCGUAUGGGGAACAGAGGCACAUGCCAAGGAACAUGCAAGCCCCCCAAUUAAAAAUGAUGGACUACUCCUAUGACGAAGACCUGGACGAGAUGUGUCCCGUGUGCGGAGACAAGGUUUCAGGGUAUCACUACGGACUCCUGACCUGCGAAAGCUGCAAGGGCUUCUUCAAGCGCACCGUCCAGAACAACAAGCGUUACACUUGUAUAGAGAACCAGAGCUGCCAGAUUGACAAGACCCAGAGAAAGCGCUGCCCGUACUGUCGCUUUCAAAAGUGCCUCACAGUCGGCAUGAAACUAGAAGCUGUGCGGGCAGAUCGCAUGCGUGGCGGUCGCAACAAGUUUGGCCCCAUGUACAAACGUGACCGUGCCCUCAAGCAGCAGAAGAAGGCGCUGAUCCGAGCAAACGGCCUAAAGAUCGAGGCCAUGAGCCAGGUGAUGCAGGCCGUGCCCACUGACCUCACCAUCUCCUCGGCCAUUCAGAACAUCCACUCUGCAGCCUCCAAGGGCCUCCCACUGACCCACCAUUCCGGCCACCACAGCAGUCACCACCACCAUCACCAUCAUGCCACCGCCCUUCCCCCAACAGACUACGACCGUAGCCCGUUUGUCACUUCACCGGUCAGCAUGGCAAUGCCGCCGCACGCUGGCAGCCUGCAAGGUUAUCAGGCGGCCUACGGACACUUUCAGAGCACGCGCACCAUCAAGUCAGAGUAUCCAGACCCGUACACCAGCUCCCCAGAGUCCAUCAUGGGCUAUGCUUAUGUUGACGCCUACCAGUCAGGUUCUCCACCCAGCUUUCCACAUCUGAUUGUAGAGCUGCUAAAGUGCGAGCCGGACGAGCCGCAGGUCCAGGCAAAGAUCCUGGCGUAUCUACAGCAGGAGCAGGCCAGCCGAGGCAAACACGAGAAGCUCAACACGUUUGGCCUGAUGUGCAAGAUGGCCGAUCAAACACUCUUCUCCAUUGUAGAAUGGGCGCGCAGCAGCAUAUUCUUCCGUGAACUCAAGGUGGACGACCAGAUGAAGCUGCUGCAGAACUGUUGGAGUGAGCUCCUCAUCCUCGACCAUGUUUUCCGGCAGGUGGUGCAUGCAAAGGAGGGCUCCAUACUGUUAGUGACAGGCCAGCAGGUGGAUUUUGGGGUUAUAGCUUCACAGGCAGGAGCCACCCUCAACAAUCUGUUGAGCCACGCACAAGAGUUAGUAGCAAAGCUCCGCUCCCUGCAGCUGGACCAACGGGAGUUUGUAUGCCUCAAGUUUCUGGUCCUCUUCAGCUUGGAUGUAAAGAACCUGGAGAACUUUCACUUGGUAGAAAGCGUCCAGGAGCAAGUGAACGCUGCACUGCUGGACUACGUCAUGUGCAACUACCCGCAGCAAACGGACAAGUUUGGCCAGCUGCUCCUGCGGCUACCAGAGAUCAGAGCCAUCAGCCUGCAGGCUGAAGAAUACCUUUACUACAAACAUCUGAACGGCGAUGUGCCCUGCAACAACUUGCUGAUUGAAAUGUUGCACGCUAAAAGAGCUUAAACGGGAAAAGCCCUCAAAUUUCACUUCAGCUUCAAGGACGUUCGGAGAGUAUUUCCCACCCAUUUAUCCAACACAACUCUUUCACCGAACCAAAACUUCAACUCACACAUGACUAUGAGAAAACCCUGACUUUGGAGUGUCCAGAAUUCCUCAUUUUGAUGAUGAAACAACUUGAGGUGCAGAUUUGGAGACUGCUAUUAUCUAGAAACUCAUCAUAACUGUCAACAAGAAUAGUUGCUUCUUACCCAGCCUCAGAAAAAGGGAAUUUUGAAGCAAACUGCAUUGACACAUAAAACAAUCUGCACAAUCCAGACUAAAAGAUCGCCUUGCUUCAACUGUAAAGGGAUUUUCUGUGCUGAUAAGGGAAGCCAAAUAACACUGCCCAUCCUCGAGACACCUUUGUAACUACAGGUGGGCCGUCUUCAUGUGUGUCGUGUCCCACUGAAACUGAAAGUCGGCUGUUGUCGGUACUGUAAAUUAAAACGGACCUGCAGGCAAACAGGCAAGAAACUCUUA
Messenger RNA from Oryzias latipes (Japanese medaka), 2611 nucleotides. RefSeq names its product nuclear receptor subfamily 5, group A, member 2 (gene nr5a2). Lineage: Eukaryota; Metazoa; Chordata; Actinopteri; Beloniformes; Adrianichthyidae. The record is from RefSeq and is marked provisional. Gene Ontology annotation, cellular component: RNA polymerase II transcription regulator complex. Gene Ontology annotation, molecular function: nuclear receptor activity; zinc ion binding; RNA polymerase II cis-regulatory region sequence-specific DNA binding. Gene Ontology annotation, biological process: tissue development; hormone-mediated signaling pathway; regulation of transcription by RNA polymerase II.